AUGGCUAAUUAUAGGUACCCUUACCCGUAUCCUCCUGGAGGUACCCUCCAGGGGGAGUACCCCGAUCAUGGCGAUGGUUUUGGAGAGUAUUAUGGCCUUGGACCAUUGAACGAGGAGAGGGAAGAUGAUAGAAGACCGGGUCGUUCCAAACACCGUGAGCGGAAGACCAGGACCACAAAACAUUCGAGAACGAGAAGCAACAGUGCAACCAGGAGUAAAUCCCGGUCGAAAUCUCACUCCCGGUCGUCUUCCCGGACGCGGAGUCGAACUCGGACCUACAGCCGCAGUCGAUCAGGCAGUCGGCACAGGGAGCUUAACUUCAAAGAACCGGGAUUUCUGGACGCGUUCAGGGUUUUGUACCUUACUCCCAGCAAACACAAAAAGAACACACCAAAAUACUUGGCGACGAAGAAACGCCAGGACCGCAUCCAGGAGCUUUUGAAGAGCGACGGCUUGGGGUCCAAAAAGUGGUUGUUCUACCCCCGCUUGCAGACCCGCAGCGAGACUAAGGCAACAGCGUCAAGAGAGAGUUGCGACCAGAGAGUCAAAGUGGACGGGGUGUUCUUUAGGAAAUAUAAGAAGAGUAAGGCGGUUGACUCUGAUGCACCCAUAGCCAAGCUUAAGCGAUGGGAACUACUUUUGUACGAAAAGUUAGGUUUUAUACAGUCUGUAUGAUUUUUAGUUUGUAUUUUAGUCAGUUUAAAUGUUUGAGGAAGUUA
Messenger RNA from Manduca sexta (tobacco hornworm), 719 nucleotides. RefSeq names its product serine/arginine-rich splicing factor 4. The transcript is spliced from 3 exons. Bases 1 to 675 code for a protein of 224 amino acids. The record is from RefSeq and is a predicted model, not a curated record. NCBI's taxonomy places the organism in Eukaryota, Metazoa, Arthropoda, Insecta, Lepidoptera, Sphingidae.